Thelazia callipaeda (thelaziosis nematode) is the source of this 402-nucleotide messenger RNA. The record is from the annotation of a GenBank genome assembly. Lineage: Eukaryota; Metazoa; Nematoda; Chromadorea; Rhabditida; Thelaziidae.
AUGGUUUGCGGGCGAGUGCGCACCAAAACAGUCAAGAAAGCUUCCCGUGUUAUUAUCGAAAAAUAUUAUACUAAAUUGACGCAUGAUUUUCACACAAAUAAGCGAAUAUGUGAAGAAAUUGCAGUUAUUCCUAGUAAGAAAAUGCGAAAUCGUAUUGCAGGGUACAUAACUCAUUUGAUGAAACGAAUUGAAGAAGGUCCAGUUCGCGGUAUUUCUAUCAAAUUGCAAGAAGAGGAAAGAGAGCGUCGCGAUAACUACAUGCCUGAUAUUUCUAUUGUUGAUCCACGGGUAUUAACUACAAUCGAAGUGGAUACCGAGACAAAACAAAUGAUUGAGUCAAUGGAAUUAAGCAUACCGAUGACAGAUAAAACCGCAAACGCCGGCAUCACUGGUCGACGAUGA